CACCUUGGUAUGGAUUGGACAGACAUAUUGAGUACUAGUAUACAGUAUGGGGUGGGCUCACCCGGUCUGGUCACGUGACCACCGAACUGAAGGGUAGCAGUAUAAAGGCAGCGGCUGGCGUACUUCAGGGCAUUACAGCUGGAAGCGGGCUCUGGCAGCAUUUGGUCACGGCUGAUUGUUUAACAGGCAUACCCAUCACAAUGGCUGACAAAGGGAAACGUUCCAGCUUCUUAGACGGGGAAAUUCGAAUGGUACUUGUAGGAAAGACCGGAGUUGGUAAAAGUGAAACAGGGAAUACAAUAGCUGGAGCCGGAAAGUUGACGAAGAUAUUCGCCUCAUUGGCAAGAGCAAUGUCUGUUACAAAGAAUUGUAAACAGCAUUGCUUUAAACGCUUCGGUUACGACUUGCAGCUUGUUGAUGUCCCAGGUUUUUGUGACACAGUAAAAUCACAUGACGACAUAAAGGAAGAGAUAAUGAAAUGUAUAGCUAUAUCAUCUCCUGGAAUACAUGCCAUUCUUUUCAUCGUGAGGGUAGGAAGGUUCAUGGAAGAGGACAAAAAUACACUUGAAAGGUUCCUGCGCUGCUUUGGAGAAGAAUCAAAACGAUUUGUGAUUGUUGUAUUUACUGGAAAAGAUGACUUGGAUGCGGAUGAUGAUACCCUUGACAACUACCUAGGGGAUUGCCCAGUGACACUGAAGACGUUUUUAUAUGAUGUAAGUCGUCGCUGUAUUGCUGUCAACAACAGAGGGACGGAUGCAGACAAGGAGAAGUUUACCAGAGACCUGAUCGACAUGAUAAAAAGCAUGGUUGCUGCCAACGGCGGCCAGUGCUACACAAACGAGAUGUAUGAGAGGUGUGAGGCUCAGCUUCGAGAAGCUGAGAAGAAGGAAAAACUUGAAGAGAAGAGGGAGAAGCAGCUCGAGGAGAAACUCAAGCAAGAAGCUGCUGCCUAUGAAGAAAAGUUACAGAGACAGGAUCUUAAAGUGCAAGAAUUGGAGAGACAACUUCAACAAGAAAAGAAACGGAUGGCUGAACAAAAGGAGACAGCUGCAGAGGAAAACAUGAAGAGAGAAGUUCAGAAGGUGAAAGAUGUUCAGAAAACCAUUAGGGAAGAACAUGAGCGUACGAGAGAAGAAAUGCGACAUGAAGAAGCUCGGAAGCAGAUACGAGAGAAAGUUGAAAAUGGCGACACUAGUUACCUUGGAACUGCUUACCAAUGGGUAAAGAGCUCGCUCUCUGCAUUAAACCCAUUUAAAAAUUGGUACAAUUGAGCAAUGCUCCUCAAUUCGAAGAGAGUCAGACGACUCAUGGUCAAAAAGUCUGUGAAUGAGGAUUGAAAUAAGCACCAUUUGGGGCUGGGUUUAUAUCCAAAAAAAUAUUGUUCCCGAAAAUUCUGAAAACAAGUAAUUAUGCUUCAAACCAGACCCUCGCAUCCCACACCCUUGUACUGACAUAUAUGUAUAUAUCCAUGUGCAUGGAAGUGUUCACGAGUGCCUGUGUGUGUUUGUGCUUAUACCUGUCUGGACUAAUGUCGGUUCGAUAGUGCUCACCACAGUUGAACAUGAAUACCCCAUUCUGACAGUGACUAUGAACCCACCAGUGCCUGUUAUAUAGCCCGUUAAGGCCGAGCCCCAGGCAUGGUAGUAACUUUUGGUAUGGCGCGGUCAGGGGAUCGAACCACUGACCUUACGCACUCCCUGCAGAUGCUCUAUCAACUAGACCACAGAGGAACAUGUGACCCAUGUUUGGUUCACCUCCAUUUUUUAUUGAGAAACGUCUGUCGAUGAAUUGGUUUCUGGAUGUAGUAUGGAAAGUAGCGUAAUGUCAUUAGGUUUGUCUUCAUGUUACUACAGUCUUGUUCGUCUUGUUUACUACUUGGCUUUUGCGAAUUCUGUUUUGAAAUAAUUUACCAUGCUUUGUAAACUAGGUUUGUAUAAA
Molecule: messenger RNA, 1938 nt
Organism: Haliotis rufescens (red abalone)
Lineage: Eukaryota; Metazoa; Mollusca; Gastropoda; Lepetellida; Haliotidae
Product: GTPase IMAP family member 4-like
Exons: 3
Coding region: 201-1271 (356 amino acids)
Molecular function (GO): GTP binding
Source: RefSeq, a predicted model, not a curated record